UUUCGUCUUUCAACAGUUCCACAUCACCCGUGUUAGCGUUGUUUUGCUAGGAGCUGGUCUCUCACUUCGGCGUCAUGAGUACUGAAAACUGCGAUGCAACUCUAUCUGUGUCUUUACGAAACGUACUAAACUCCAUUCAGUGUAUCAGAGACCGAGUCAGAGAUGGAGAAUCAAAUGAAUCAGACGGAGCAUUUAACCUCUCCAAUUUCUGGGACACUUUGAACCAGGCAGUGAAGGCAGUGUCUCAGGAGGCAACUAAACUCAGCCUGGCCUUCUCAAGACCCCCUCUGCCAUCUGUACAAGAUGGAGAAAAGCUGUCACAGUCCAUAUUAAAGAGCGUCCUGACGCUGUCUGCUGUGUAUUACUGGCUACCCAAAAGCCAAGGGGUGACUCUGCGGCGGCAGGUCAGAGACGCCACUGUGGAGGUCCUGGAGGGAGUUCUACAGCUUCUGGAGGUCAUACUCAGCUCACCACUGCAUAGUCUGACCCAGGAACAGCUUACAUCGACCGGGGGAGUGUGGUCUGCUUGUGAUCAGUUUCCUCAGCUACCAAAAGAAAAUAAGGAAGCUCUGCUGGUGGUUCUGUCCUCUCAGACUGGAGUUGUAAAAGAUGCCGUUGAGGAAAUGGAACAGGCAUUAUCUGAAGCCCAGGACCCGUUCAACGACGUACUCGAUGACGACCCGAACGAAGGCAAUCCUCGAGGCAACCAGGACAUGUACUGGUCAGAGAAGGACCGGCAGGUUAUAGGUCCAUGUCAGGGGUUAACGAAAGCAGCUGCAGCAUGUCUGAGGAAACUCACGGCAGCCGUCAAAGCCAACGGUGACUCUGCUGUACCUCAGAACGUUGCCCAGCUUGAUGAUCUGGCAGACAUCAGCAGGGAAAUUAGCCCCAGCGUUGAUGAUCUGGCCCUCUGUCUCUACCCACCCAUGGACUACAGUGGAGUUGAAAACAACGUGUCUAAAUUGUCAGCACUUUUAAAGAAAUUUUUGGAAAUUAUCAGAUGCAGCCACUUGUGUGGAGAAUCAGAGCUGACUUGGGUUCAGUUCUUAGAGGGAGCCGUCGACCACAACCUACAGAAAGCAAAAGUACUUAUUGAGCUGGACAGCUGAUUUUUUUUUGGAUUUUUUAUUAAAAGACACAUUUUCCUGUUAUGAUUUUAAGACAUGACAGAUAGCCACAUUUAAAGAUCGGAUAUUUUUUUUUAUUGUUGGUUAGUAUAAAUUAACUGAACAGCAAGAAAAGGGAAUGUUGAAAAGUACUUAAACUCUGAGAAAAACAAGACAGAAAAUUUGGACAUCCAUUUUGUUAGCAUAAUUUCCAGUUUAUGAUUUUUUCACCUCAGCUAAUUGUUUUGUUGGACUUUGCAUGUUACAGAAGUAAAAUAUUUUUGUUAUAUCUGUAUAUUAAAUAAAACUAGAUGAUUUGCUUGA
This is a messenger RNA of Girardinichthys multiradiatus, 1430 nucleotides long. It is a transcript of the gene ccndbp1, whose product is annotated as cyclin D-type binding-protein 1. Gene Ontology annotation, cellular component: nucleus. NCBI's taxonomy places the organism in Eukaryota, Metazoa, Chordata, Actinopteri, Cyprinodontiformes, Goodeidae. The transcript has 11 exons. Bases 75 to 1109 code for a protein of 344 amino acids. Gene Ontology annotation, biological process: regulation of cell cycle. The record is from RefSeq and is a predicted model, not a curated record.